Rhizophagus irregularis DAOM 181602=DAOM 197198 is the source of this 252-nucleotide messenger RNA. NCBI's taxonomy places the organism in Eukaryota, Fungi, Glomeromycota, Glomeromycetes, Glomerales, Glomeraceae. The record is from RefSeq and is a predicted model, not a curated record.
UUUUUUUUUGAACUUACGGGUAUAAGUUGUUUCUCAUUUUUUUUAACGCAUGGGAAUUUUAUUUUCUUUAUUUAGGAACGCUAACUUUUCUUUUGAGUUUUCAGAACUUCAGGAUCUUUUGGAGACGCUUCAGAACUUCUUUUUUGAACCUUCAGAACUUUCAGAAUGGUUUAGGACUUUUAUUCUUCCUAAGAACACUUUUAAGGACACCUUGAAACUUAAUACUUUUAGUAUUCUUCAGUCUCUUUAGAC